This is a messenger RNA of Lates calcarifer (barramundi perch), 1964 nucleotides long. It is a transcript of the gene uap1l1, whose product is annotated as UDP-N-acetylglucosamine pyrophosphorylase 1, like 1. Gene Ontology annotation, biological process: UDP-N-acetylglucosamine biosynthetic process. Gene Ontology annotation, molecular function: UDP-N-acetylglucosamine diphosphorylase activity. The coding region runs from base 137 to 1645 and encodes 502 amino acids. NCBI's taxonomy places the organism in Eukaryota, Metazoa, Chordata, Actinopteri, Centropomidae. The transcript has 9 exons. The record is from RefSeq and is a predicted model, not a curated record.
GUGCUCAUGAGACGCAGUCAUUUCCUGCAAAACACCGCACAUAGAGCAGCUACAGCCGGCUGCUGGGAGAGAGAAGCUGGAUGUCUGCAUACUCUGAUUUCCUUCUAUACGCUCUGCUUUGUUACCGAGACACAAAAUGCUUUCCCUGGAGGAAGUGAAGCAAAGCUUAGAGAGUGCCGGACAGUCUCAUGUCCUGCAGUUUUUGCCGGAGCUGUGUGAGGAGGACAGGGACAGUUUCCUACAGGAACUGUCUCAACUGGAUCUCAAGGGACUGAAGGAUCACUGUGAAGGGGCUGCGAAGGCUGCAGCCUCCCCCUCUGCCAGUCUGGACCAACACUUAGAGCCGGUCCCUCCACAGGUCAUCGGCAGCGUGAAGAAAAGUGACAGGAACUCUCUUACAGCGUGGGAAAACGAAGGGCUGUUGAAAAUCUCAGAGAAUCGCGUUGGAGUCCUGCUCUUGGCUGGUGGUCAGGGGACCCGUCUUGGUGUUCAGUAUCCCAAAGGGAUGUAUAAUGUUGGGCUACCAAGCAACAAAACCUUGUAUCAGAUCCAGGCAGAGCGCAUUUAUAAAAUCCAGGAGCUGGCAGAUGCGAAACAUGGCUCAAAAUGCACAGUUCCAUGGUACAUAAUGACCAGUGAGUUCACUCUGGCUCCCACUGAGAAGUUCUUCAAGAAGAACAACUGCUUUGGUCUGAAGCCAUCAGACAUCAUUAUGUUUGAGCAAAGGAUGAUCCCAGCAGUGACCUUUGAUGGAAAGGUCAUCCUGCAGGGUAAAGGAAAGAUAGCCAUGGCCCCAGAUGGUAAUGGUGGUCUGUACCAGGCGUUGGUAGACAAUAAGGUGCUGGAAGACAUGAAGAAGAGAGGGGUGGAGUACCUGCAUGUGUACUGUGUGGACAACAUCCUGGUCAAGAUGGCUGACCCUGUGUUCAUUGGGUUCUGUGUGAGCAAAGGGGCUGACUGUGGAGCCAAGGUGGUGGAGAAGGCGUACCCUGCGGAACCAGUGGGUGUGGUUUGCAGAGUACAAGGCAUCUCCCAGGUGGUGGAAUACAGUGAGAUGCAACAAGAGACAGCUGAACUCAGAGGGCCUGGAGGAGAGUUGGUCUACAGUGCUGGAAAUAUCUGUAAUCACUUCUUUACCAGGGCGUUCCUGCAGGAUGUAGCAGAGAACUUUCAAGGCCAACUGAAACAACAUGUUGCAAUCAAGAAAGUGCCCUUUGUGGACACAUAUGGCAAUCAAGUCAAACCCACCAAACCCAAUGGCAUAAAGAUGGAGAAAUUUGUUUUUGAUGUCUUUCCAUUCUCAAGGAAAUUUGUUGCUUUUGAAGUUUUGAGAGAGGAUGAGUUUUCCCCUCUGAAAAAUGCCGAUGGGGCAGCCACAGACAGCCCGACCACGGCCAGGAACUCUUUGAUGGCUCAACACUGCCGCUGGGUGCUGGCUGCUGGAGCCAAGCUGCUGGAUGAACAUGGGAAUGUCCUUCCCCCUAAAGCUGGUAUAUCAGCAGCAGACAAUUCUCCAGCUCAGUGUGAGAUUUCACCACUGGUCUCCUACUUUGGAGAGGGCCUGGAGCCUCUGCUGAGAGGGAGGACACUGCCAACUCCAUUCAUUCUGGAUGAAAAACUGGCCAAGGAGCUGCAGGCUCUGUAACAUUUCUCUGAUCAACAGAGUACUGUGUGAUUGGCAGCAGACAUUUCAGUAUGGCUAAGUACAGCAUGGAGAAGAAGUUCUUGAUGGAAGUGUUUGGAUAGUUUCAGCCAAAGAAUUAAUUUUGGAACUGUUGUGUGGUGAUAAUCAUAUCAAAGUGUCAUUUCCUGCAUCUAGUGUUGUAAUUGUCACAUUUCUAAGAACCGCAAAUCAUGUGAUGUGAUCAUCUUAAAACAAAUAAGGGACUAGCAAAAAGCUAUGGGAAUUUAUAUUAAUAUUGUUUUAUUUUACAUCUAUCAAAAAAUAAAAUCAAAAUACCUCA